Bursaphelenchus okinawaensis is the source of this 2256-nucleotide messenger RNA. The record is from the annotation of a GenBank genome assembly. Lineage: Eukaryota; Metazoa; Nematoda; Chromadorea; Rhabditida; Aphelenchoididae.
AUGGGUGCAACAGAAGUCUCAUCACAAUACUUUCUACAGAUCCACAUUCAUGUAGGUGGCUUUGUUAUAGUUUUACUAAUUUCUAAGGUUAUUAUGACAUAGGGUAGAGAUAUUAAUAGGUAGAGGUAGGCUAUAGUAGAGAUAGGUAAGGGUAGAGAUAACGUAGAGUUGAGGUAAGGCUAAGACCAGGGCUCAAGCUAGGACUAUAAAGACAUUCUUUGCUCCGAAUAUCAAUUUAUGACUAAAAAUAUCAUUUUAGAGCUAAGAAGGGCAUUUUAGGUCGAAAAAUGCCGUCAUAAAUUAAACAUGUCAGUUAAAAACUAAAAUGUCAGUUUGAGAUUAAAAAUGUCACUAUGAAGUCAAAAAUGUCAAGAAAUUUUUUAAAAUGACACCUUAGUUUUUAAAUGACAUUUACAAAAAUAUGAUGACAUUUUUAGUUUCUGAAUACCAUUUUUUAUUCAAUACCUAAAAAUGUAACUUUAGUAUUAAAAAUGUCAUUUUUGGUCACAAAGUGUCAUCCAGAAACCUAAAAUGUCAUUAUAAAUUUAAAAAUGUCAUUAGAAAGUGAAGGUGUCAUUUUGAAACUAAAAAUUUCGUUUUAAAGACAAAAAUGGGAUGCCUUACUUAAAAAAUGUCAUUUUAAAAUAGAGAAUGUCAUUUUUGUUAAAUUUGAUAAAAGUGUCAUCAAAAGUUCAAAAAUGUCACUUAAGACUUUAAGGGUCAUUUUGGAAUUAAAAAUGUCACUUUUAAGCAAAAAAUGUCAGGUUUUACAUGGAAAAUGUCAUUUUAAAGUUAAGGAUUUGAUUUUUUGGUAAAAAAUGACAUUUAGAAACAAAAAACGUCUCCAUAUGUUUGUAAAUGUCACUUAAAAGUUUAAGGGUAAUUUUUAAAUUAAGAACGUCACUUUGCAGCUAAAAAUGUCAGGUUUUACCUGAAAAAUGUUCUUUUGAAGUUAAGAAUGUCAUUUUUAGUAAACCAAACGUCUUUCAGAAACCAAAAAUGUCAUCAGAAGCUUAAAAAUUUCAUUUUGAAACAUUUUAAAAUUAAGGUGUCAUUUUAAGAUUAAAUGUGUAAUUUUGAGGUCGAAGCCGUGGAUGUCACGCUUUACCUAAAAAAGUUCAUUUUAAGUAAAAAAUGUCAUAACUUAUCAUAAAAUAUGACACAUUACUUAAAACCAACAUUUCAGAAGGCCAACUUCCUACUCGCUGCGUUUCUCUCUAUUUGCUACAGUGUCUCGUUCGCUGCCACUCUACAACACACGAUACAAAAUGACCUAUGGGAUAUUGGGUAUAUUGGUGUUGGAGCAUCAGCGUUACCAUUGUUAGCAUAUCUGACACUUUUACUUGGAAAUGUGCUGCGGGUUUACUGGCUUUACAUACCUGGACUGUUUUACAGUGUAAGUUUUGAGAGGGGGGGGGGUGGGGGGAGGGUUAAUGUUGAGUAGAAAAAAAUUUUUUACGGACUCAAAAACCGCAAUUACUUUCUUUACAAACGCAAAAAGUCUAUCUUUUACUUUAAGAUAACUAUAGUUUUUGAGAUUACUGUAGUUUUUGAUUACUGUAGUUUUUGAAUUUCAGCUCACUGUAGUUUUUAAUAAUUUUUUAAUUUUAAGAUUACUACAGUUUUUGAUUACUGUAUUUUUUGAAUUUCAGCUUACUGUAGUUUUUGAUGAUUUUUUAAUUUUAAGAUUACUGUAUUUUUUAAAUUUCAGAUUACUGUAGCUUUUAAUGAUUCUUUCAUUUUCAGGUUCUCUGGUCAUUUGACCAAACUUGUGAAUCAGUGACCAAGUCUUGGGCCUACUUCUCGUCCCUAACUGAUAACAAGACCUUUACCCAAACUGUAGUAAUCCCAUUCCAUCACGACUUCUUGAACACCUUCGUGGACGAUGUGUUCGUCAAUGUUCUUCGGCCGACUCUUGGCUUCUCAACCUUGGUCAUCGUAUUCUGUGGCUAUCAAUACCUAAAAGAGGUCUCGGAAUCUAAAAAAUGUGUAGAAAUGAAACGACUUGACGACGUGGAAAGUCGACCAAUGUUCGACCGGACGAUGGAGGACGGUCUGGAACGGUAUGGCACGAUAGAGGACGGUCUGGACCGGUGUCGCAUGAUGGAAAACGGGUUGGAACGCUGUAGCCAGCCCCAAAGCCGAACUACACUAGAAAGCUUCUGUCCUUCUGUUGAACAUGAACUUAUCGACCGGUCGAAUGAAGUAGAUCAACGAGAUGGUCUGCCAAACAGAAGUCAAGUACUAAAUGUGUGA